UCUGUGCCCUGGACCCUAGCAGGGUGAUGCGCGUGGCCGAACUUGACGCGGUAAUUGGUAAUAGAGAACGUUAAGUUUAGGACUAAUACAAUAUAUACAAUAAUUUUCCUAACGGUUGUUCCAUUAUUUUCAGGGUAAAAUAUGAAAAAAUAGCCUGGGAAAGGAUUGGACAGGUGCAAGCUACCAUGGAAAGGGAUUGCUCCUUGCAAAGCGCACCAGCACUGCAAAUCUAGAUCACCAUUCCGCUAGACGAUGACAAUAAUUACUUGGGUUGAAGCAUUGUUUUGCAGACUAAUUUAGCAUCUCGAUGGACUGUAUUGCAAAUGUUAUGCAUUUUAACGGAGGGCGUCUUGAGGAAAUGCUGAGCACGCAACGAUGCCAUGCAUCACCAUGCAUUUAUAUACAUUAUAUUUAUUCUCCCAUCUCUGGAUCUGCGCACAGUUGAAGUAUAAAAUCUAAACUAACAGUGCGACUAUUUGUGGUUUUUGUCGUUGGCCUCUCGCUAAUGUGUUUACGUUCUUCAUCUGAUGGAUUAGUUUAACAACACUUCUUGUCGACUGUAGCCUAUGUAGCUCGAAGGGAACUGUAGCCUACGCCAAUAUUUUUGGGGAGAUUCAUCCGGCUUGCAAUACAGACAUAUCAUGUAUGCUGGACGUAAAAGGAGAAAACCAGUCCAGAGAGCGGUAAAACCGCCCCAAUCAGAAGGGGCCAAGUCGAACCCCUCCAAGCGCCACCGGGACCGUCUGAAUGGAGAGCUGGAGAGGCUGGCCAGCCUCCUCCCCUUCCCUGAGGAGGUCACCACCAGCCUGGACAAACUCUCCAUCCUCCGCCUUAGUGUCAGCUACCUCCGGGCCAAGAACUUCUUCACUGUUGCCCUGAAGAACUCUACUUUCAACGGAGUGCUGGCCAAUGGUGGUAGCGCUGACAACAGCAAAUCCACGGGAUUGGCGGACAGUUGGCUGUCUGAAGGAGAGCUCUUGCUGCAGGCUCUGAAUGGCUUCGUCCUGGUGGUCACUAAUGAUGGGACCAUGUUUUACUCCUCUCACACCAUCCAGGAUUACCUGGGCUUCCACCAGACUGAUAUUAUGCACCAGAGUGUGUAUGAGCUGGUCCACACUGAGGACCAGCAGGAGCUGAGGAGGAACCUCCACUGGGCCCUCAGCCCACCUGCCGUCGUGGGAGAGUCCUCCUCAGAUGUGGAGCCAGAGAGCAGCACCACUGUGACCUAUAACCCUGAGCAGCUCCCCCCAGAGAACUCCUCCUUCCUGGAGAGGAACUUUGUGUGUCGCUUCCGCUGCCUCCUGGACAACUCCUCUGGGUUCCUGGCCCUGAGUCUGCAGGGCAGGCUGAAGUUCCUGCACGGUCAGAACCAGCGGCAGGAUAACGGGGACAAGGCGUCGCCCCAGCUGGCCCUGUUUGCCAUCGCUACGCCCCUCCAGCCCCCCUCCAUCCUGGAGAUCAGGACCAAGAACAUGAUCUUCAGAACCAAACACAAGCUGGACUUCACCCCCAUGGCCUGCGACGCAAAGGGGAAAAUUGUGCUUGGGUAUACUGAAGCUGAACUUCGGGUGCGAGGCUCCGGGUAUCAGUUUAUCCAUGCGGCGGAUAUGUUGUACUGCGCUGAGAACCAUGUCCGAAUGAUGAAGACAGGGGAGAGCGGUCUGACCGUGUUCAGGCUUCUCACCAAGGACAACCUCUGGAAGUGGGUCCAGGCCAACGCCAGGCUGGUGUACAAGAACGGCAAACCAGACUACAUCAUCGCCACACAGAGGCCUCUGGUGGAGGAGGAAGGAGGCGAACACCUACGUAAACGUUCCAUGCACCUCCCCUUUACCUUCGCCACGGGAGAGGCCCUGCUCUACCAGUCCAACCAUCCAAUUGGACGCUUCAACCACGGCGCCCAGGGCUCCAAGAAGAACGGCAACAAGUCCAAGAAGGGCCGGUUUGAUAGGGCGUCCAGGGAUGGCCUGGACCCGGGCUCCCUCUUGGGGGCGCUGAUGAGUCAGGAUGAGUCUGUGUAUGUCUGCCAGCCGGCCCUGGAGCCCAAGCUGUCCUUCCACAGCAGUCUGUUCGGAGACCGGGUCGGCCUCUCUGACUCCGACCCCACCGCCCUACUCCAGGGCUGGGAUGAGUCGUCCAACGGAGUGGUGGGUCCGGGGCUUUCAGAGCCGGCGUCGAGCUUCGACCCUAUGCUGGCGACCCUGGACUCCCUGUCCCUAAGGGGUCUGUGGGGUGUGGUGGACCGGGAUGGGGAUGGAGGCAAUGAGGAGAACUGUUCCAACGGGGAGCUGUUUGGGGCUCUGGAGGGCCUGGGGCUGAGCGCCGAGGACCUGGAGCUGCUGCUGCUGGACGAGAGGAUGAUCCGGGUGGAGAUGGACCCGGAGCGGGUUCCCACCCUGGAUGACCUGCUGACCAACGAUGAAAUACUCUCCUACAUCCACGACUCCCUGGAGGCAAAGACAGACGCGGCAGAGGACGGGGACCAGGUACCCUCCACUAUCCCAGCUACAACUGCCCCAAAAACCACCACAAAAACAACAAAGGCUCCUGUUGAAAGUAAUCCCACUUCUGCCAUCAAUGUGUACUCUCAGUACGUUCCCCAUAAGGCCCCCAUAGUUCAGCUCUCCCAGCAGAUGCAGCAGCACCUCAGCAUGCAGCCAGGGAGGACGGUCCAAGACUGGGCCCAGCAUAACAACCACUUGCCCUAUCCCCUGGUGAAUGGACUGCAGGGGCAGAGUCAGCCCAUACACAACGGACAAUGGACAUCCCAGCACAUUCUAGCCAGUACAGGGGUCCCGGUUGACCACUGUCACAACCCCCAGACUCUGUUCAAUGGAAAGGCGUCAGAGCCGGACGGGGACCUUCACUGGCGGCAAGCCCAGCAACAUCAACACUACCUCCAGCAGCAGCAGGCCGGAAUCCAGAGCCAGCACCCUCUGUGCCAUGCCAAACAUCCAGGCGCUAAUCUCAACGGAGUGUGUGGCAUUCCAAACACACACACAGAGCAUCGCCCAGCUGGCAAACAGCAGUGGCAGGACUAUAGCUACUGCCACCCUGGGGAAACCACCCUGAACAGCAACCGCCCUGGGGAAACCACCCUGAACAGCAACCGCCCUGGGGAAACCACCCUGAACAGCAACCCCCCUGGGGAAACCAACCUGAACAGCAACCCCCCUGGGGAAACCACCCUGAACAGCAACCCCUGCCUUAACAAUGGCCACAUACCUCUCCUCACACACACCACCAUAGACGCUUGUAUGGUUGAUGUUCCCGGCAUGGAUUAUACCAUCAAUGGAGAUACGUAUGGGGGGAACGGGCAGCACCACGGGACAGAGGCUGCCGUUUCGUCCUACCAGAGGAUGGACAACAAGAAGCAGCAGCUACAGCAGGAGAAGUUGGCCCCUCCCUUGGCCCAGGUGCUGUCCAGCCUCUCGCAGUGCCCUCCGCCCUCCGCUACCAUAGAGCAGAUCCUUGGGGUUGGACACUCCUCACUGGAGGCCAACGGCAUGGUGACCUCUGACAUCCCUCACCACCCCAACCACAGUAAGAUGGAAAAUGGCUGCAUUCUUAACGGGACCUACUCAGGAGGCUGUGUUCUGCCCAAUGGGAGUGGUGCCCUCUAAUGGCCAGCUCCCCUGCCCUGACACUCCAGCCUCCCAGACCCCAAGGCCUCAGGCUUUUACCUCUGACUGGGCAGCUCCAGGGGACACUAACCGAUUGGAGGGUCACACCCACCCACCCUACCACUGGACCAGCUUGUUACCGUACAACUAGUUGACAACAUGGAAACAAAAGCAACACUUAGGCCUAAAUGUUUUCGGUACUUUUGUUUGGCUGGGUUUGAUGUUUCAUAAUAACGUAAUUAUUGUUUGAGUCCUUUGUUUACAAUAUGGCGUCGGAGCGCUAAAGUUGAUUUUUUUU
Molecule: messenger RNA, 3921 nt
Organism: Coregonus clupeaformis (lake whitefish)
Lineage: Eukaryota; Metazoa; Chordata; Actinopteri; Salmoniformes; Salmonidae
Product: aryl hydrocarbon receptor-like
Exons: 11
Coding region: 642-3623 (993 amino acids)
Biological process (GO): regulation of transcription by RNA polymerase II
Cellular component (GO): aryl hydrocarbon receptor complex; nucleus
Molecular function (GO): nuclear receptor activity; protein dimerization activity; transcription cis-regulatory region binding
Source: RefSeq, a predicted model, not a curated record